GACCCUGUCCCUUGCGAACAUUGCCCCACAGUUUUCGACGAUGAAAGUUCUCUUGUCCUUCUCCAACUUUUUACACCCUUCCAGCCUUUGUUCUAAACCUAAUAACUACAUCUCACUUAUUCAAUGGCUGAAAAACAAAUGGAUCAGUCCCAAGCUCGUCGGCGACGUCGUGAUGGAUCGUCUGGAGUACAGCAGCGUUUGUGUACGCACUGCGGACGAAGCUUUAAGCGGUCUGAGCACUUAGAACGCCACGUCCGAACCCACACAAAGGAGAAGCCAUAUGUAUGCCAUUGUGGGUCGGCAUAUUCACGUCGAGAUCUCUUGACCCGCCAUCAACGCAUCACUCAUGAAACUCUCUCUCCAAGGUCUCCUGAUGCUCCAGCGUCGGAAGACAAUCACCAGUUGGCAGCAACAGACUCGGAUCCUCCGUCCGAGGAUACUGCUUCAACGUCUACUGCUCCAAUGUCGGAUAUGAGCAUGAAUCACGGUCUCCAGCAGCACCAAUAUUCAACAAGCCACGAUUAUGGCAUUCAUAGCCACCCCGCUACUCAGCCCUAUCACCAACUGAUCGCGGGCCAAGAACUUGACUACAAUGGUCAACACUUUUCCAGCUUUGACCAUUAUCAGGAAGUACACAACUUUGCGGACGGAGCUGGCCUACCUCCAGAAUGGACUCACUAUCUUGAGCCUAACUUAGAAGACACUAUGGAUCCCGCGUUAAGAGGUUCGAUGGUCGACAUAUCAUCGCCGCUUAGCAAUGAGAGUUUCUCGGCGCACGCGUACAAUCCUUGGAUGUCACAGGCGGCCCAGAAAUGGGGCAAUUAGGUCGAGUUCCGGAAUAGACGUGGCGACUCCCCCUAUUAGCACGAAUCGUUACUCUCGACGAUUACGAACCCGCCAAUUUACCGUUCCGCCCCCUCCGGGACCCCGCGGUAUCUUAGCCGCUUUUGGUCGUAUAGGGGCAUCUAUAUGAAUUGGAUGCCGUGGAAUCUACGUUUAU
Molecule: messenger RNA, 1000 nt
Organism: Annulohypoxylon maeteangense
Lineage: Eukaryota; Fungi; Ascomycota; Sordariomycetes; Xylariales; Hypoxylaceae
Exons: 3
Coding region: 124-825 (233 amino acids)
Biological process (GO): regulation of transcription by RNA polymerase II
Cellular component (GO): chromatin
Molecular function (GO): DNA-binding transcription factor activity, RNA polymerase II-specific; RNA polymerase II cis-regulatory region sequence-specific DNA binding
Source: RefSeq, a predicted model, not a curated record